AUGACUGCUGUCCGCGAGCAACUUCUCAAAUCCAUGGAUUCGGUUCAUCUUGGAGUAACUCAAGAAGACAAACAAGCUGGCGUCGACUUUUACAAACAGUAGGUUUUGAUACAGUAAUAGAUUUAAAUGCAUAGACUUGAAAAUUAAAGUAUUUUGAAACUAUAAAAAUUUUUGAUUUUCUAUAUUACAAUAAUACAAAAAAUUUUAUAAAAAUUACUGCUUAAAAAAGCUUUUUGUAAUAACUUCUAGCUAAACUUAAUUAUCCUACUUAACCCUGUGUCCUCAAAUGUCAUUUUUAAAACUUCUAGCCUCUUCACCACCGCUCCCCAAGUGCGCCAGUACUUUAAAGGCGCCGAAAGUUACUCGGCCGACGAUGUUCAAGCCAGUGAACGUUUCCACAAACUUGGUCGUCGCCUCAUUUUGUCUCUCCAUUUCAUUGCUUCUAACGCUGACCAUCCAGAAACCAUCAAAGCCUACGCCAGAGAACAAGCCAUCUUCCACCACCCCUUCAAAAUGGACCCCGCCCUGUGGUCGGCCUUCCUCAGCAUCUGGCUCGACUUUCUGACCCAAAAAGGAUCGGCCGAUCAAGCUACGAAGGAUGCUUGGAACAAUACUUGGCCUAUUUAUGCUAAUGAAUUGGUGGCUUAUGACAAAACUCUCUAA
This is a messenger RNA of Bursaphelenchus okinawaensis, 663 nucleotides long. The record is from the annotation of a GenBank genome assembly. NCBI's taxonomy places the organism in Eukaryota, Metazoa, Nematoda, Chromadorea, Rhabditida, Aphelenchoididae.